UUCACUUUAUUUCAUAUUUAUUUCUUUGAUAGUAAUAGUAGAAGUAAUGUACGAAAGUCCAUUCAAUCGGCAAGAGUGUCUGAUUAAAUUAUUGCCGUAUUUAUUACAGUCCGCAAUGCGAGAUUUAAUUUUUUCUGCAAUUAAUUAUCUUUCUUCUGUCAAAAAAGAAUGCUAUUAAAAAAUAUAUAUUUUUAGUAAUUAAUAUAUUUUCAUUUUUUUUGUCAAUUUUCUAAAAUGCAGUCCAAGUAUCGAAACUGAACUAUUAAGGAUACGCUACGUAAAAUUGUACAGAGUAUUCCGCAGAACGAAGGGAACUUUUGCUAAAACGGUUGGCAGUUCUGGCUUGUCUGUUUCUACUUGGCCUACUCUCCGUAUUCCACACGGGUUUUCGCAAUCACCACGCGGAAUCGCGCGUAAAAACUCACGACUACGUUCACGAUUAGACUCGGUAACGUGGCUAAUGAACCUAAGUGCAACGAUGCAAACGCUACAGUCGACAGUUCAUUACAGCGUCUCGCGUAACCGCGUAAUUAACUCCGAAGCGCCGUCGAAAUCGGAGUGAUUAUCGUUGAAGCGGAUGGUUGCUGCGAGUGUUCGUCCUGAAAGAUGUGGUGGUGUUAUCGGAAAAGACGUCACCCCAUGCGAUUGGAUAUAACAUUCUCGAGGAACGAUCGACAAAAAGUCGAGAAGGUCCAACGUGCUUCCUUGAUUUGAGAUCUCGAGACUUCGCGAGAACUCGCGUGUGCAUCGUGAUUGCAUGCGUAUACGUGUGCAAUAGUAUACGUAAAACUACUGCACGGUGCGAGCUGUUCACAAGGAUAUAUCUCUCCUGUCACUCAGACUGUGUAGGAUUUCGCCGAUGGAUAUUCGCGGUGACACAAUGGAUGAUGAUAUCGAUGAUAAAGACGAUACAAAGCGGAAAUCGCGUAAUCUUAGCGAAAAGAAACGCAGAGAUCAGUUCAACAUGCUCGUGAAUGAACUCGGCAGUAUGGUUAAUGCCAAUACGCGAAAAAUGGACAAAUCUACAGUACUGAAAUCGACAAUUUUAUUUCUAAAAAAUCACAACGAGAUAGCAGUUAGGUCGAGAGUCCACGAGAUUCAAGAAAAUUGGAAACCGUCUUUUCUUUCUAACGAAGAAUUUACUCAUCUUAUAUUAGAGGCAUUAGAAGGAUUUAUAAUGGUGUUCUCAUCAAACGGAUGUAUUUAUUACGUCUCCGAAAGUGUUACAUCUCUGCUUGGAUAUCUUCCGAAUGAAUUAGAGAACACGACUAUUUAUGAUAUAACAUAUCAUGAAGAUCAGCCGCAUUUAUACAAUGUACUACUGAAUCCUGGCGGUACACGAGAUAGACGCACUGUGAAAAAAGAGGAUCAAAUAUCUUUUACAUGUCAUAUCAGAAGAGGCGGACGCGAUUUUCGGGACGAUUCCAUCUUUGAACUUGUACAUUUUAUUGGAUAUUUUCGUUCCGCCGCAGAUGGCAAUGUAGACAAUUUACUGCGCAAUCAAAAAUUUAGCAAUACCAGCGAAUCAGACAAAUUAGUCUUCGUGUGUACAGGACGUCUUCAAACUCCGCAACUCAUCCGUGAAUUAUCCGUGACGGAUAAUGCAAAGUCAGAAUUCACUUCUCGUCAUAGUCUUGAAUGGAAAUUUCUAUUUUUGGAUCACAGAGCACCGCCCAUCAUCGGAUAUCUUCCUUUCGAAGUGUUGGGCACUUCUGGUUACGAUUAUUAUCACAUAGACGAUUUAGACAACGUAGUCACGUGCCACGAAUCACUGAUGCAGAAAGGCGAAGGAACGUCUUGCUACUAUAGAUUCCUCACGAAGGGUCAGCAGUGGAUUUGGCUACAGACCAGAUUCUACAUUACGUACAAUCAGUGGAACUCAAAACCUGAAUUCAUCGUGUGCACGCAUUACGUGGUCAGUUACGUCGACGUAUUGAAGGAAUUGCGCGCGGAAUCGGAGGAUUACGAUAAAACGCAAUAUCAGGAUGUUUUACUGCCCGUAAAACAGGUGACGGCAUCUUGUCAAACACCAUUAACACAAUGGUCAAAUAAAUCGCCGAAGAGUUCGAAGUCAAUGCCAGUCUCUUCCAAUCUCCAUCAUUGCGGUGAUGGUUUUAAUACGUCUUCAAUAUCACUCUCGCUACGAAGUUCUCCGCAAUCACAAAUAAUACACGGAUCACGAUCAAACGCGGCUUCCACGAGAAGUUUCGUUGCCUUAAAGCCGGUAGCGUCGGUAGACAGUAGGCAACAACAACAACAGCAACAACAACAACAAACACAACAGCAACCACAACAACAGCAGCAGCAGCAGUCUCAGUUGGAUGUCAAUCAAUCAUGCAUUAAUUUUAUGGAUCCUACACAAUACGCAACAGUUAAUCUGCAAUCAGUUGUCACAGGAGGAUUUGCAACAUCUGCUGCUCCUAUACUUUCAACUGUGCCUACUCAUGAGAUGUUACAUCAACAGAGCAUAGUAAUGACUCCCGCACAGAAUCAACUACAAGACGAAUUACAACGAAAGCACGAAGAGCUACAACAGCUAAUCGUUCAUCAACAAGAGGAAUUGAGGAGGGUUUCAGAACAAUUAUUUAUCGCUCGAUACGGGAUUCUUACGCCAUUACUUAAUGCGGGUAUAGCGUACAAUCCAUCGAACCAGUGUCAACAAACGAAUCGGUGUAACACCAACAGUGCUAACAUGCAAUUACCUGCAUCCAAUAGCGUACAAAGUGUGAAUGUACUUCCCAUACCAAUCACCGUGCCAGUGCCUAUAGUGUCUACUGAAUUAUUUUCUCAUUCUUUACAAAAUCAACAACAACAUUCACAGUUGCAACAGCAGCAGCAGCAGCAGCAGCAGCAGCAGCAACAGGGUCCACCGCAGCAGGAAGACAACAAUCCUGAUCUUAUGUCUUUCCAAAUCUGCCCUCAACAGACUGAAAUGAUGUACGGUAGCAUGGAAGCAUCCUUGAAUCAACAGCAGAGAUCUUCGUAAAAUUAAAAACUCUUUCGAUUGUAUUCAUUGACCAGUGAAAAGGCGAGAAAUGUUCACUUAAUUAAAAAUUAAGAACUUUUUAAACAUUUCUCUAAAUUGAUUUUAUUUACUUAUCGCAGUGGAAGAAUUUCCAAAUAAUACUUUUUAUCAUAAUUACAAAUAUACACAUCGUUAUCUUACAAGAGAUAUGCAUUCGGAAAAAUGUAUGUUGCAAGUGUACAAAAAUAUUCUUAAAAGUUAUAAUAGUAGAUGCGUUUGUGAUAGCAACAUAUAUCGCAUAAAAUAUAAUAGAAUUUCGACGUUUUAAAAUAACAAUGUGCAAUUUUUAUAGCAUAUUAAUGUAUUUAAGUUGAAUCUAACAUAUAAAGCAUACACUAUGCACGAAUUAAACAAGAGAUUAAAUGAUUUCGAAAUCGAUUAACCGACAUUUGUUGCCUUAUGAUAAUUCUAUAUUUAUUUAUAAUUGUAUCUAUUUUUUCCUCAUUAAGUGGUCAAAAAAUAAAGACUUUUGUAUGAAGAGCUGGUUAGCAUUGCUCGCAAAAAUUCUCGAAACUACGAGACAAUAUAUUGUAAAGAAGUUGGAAAGUAUUGUUCCACUUUAUAUGUGUGUAUAUUGCAUAAAAUCAAAAUUUAUGAGCAUUGGUUAUAUGCAUUGUAAAAUGGUUUAGAUAUAAGUAUUGCAUAAUGGAUAAGAAAUAAUAGCUUUUAUUUAUUAUAUGAUUUUUAUGUGUAAAUUCUGUUAAUUUUCUGAAACUAUAAUUGUAUCGAUAUUCUUACUAUAAUUGAUUUUCCUUGAAUUUCGCUACAUCUUUGUACAAGAAUGUAAUUUUGCAAUGAAAAGAUAUUUUCCCAAACUAAAGGAUUACUAUAGAGUUUGGUAAUAAAAUGUAGUAAUAAAAUAAAUUACUACGUUAUCAUAUGUGUAUAUUGUAUAAAAUUAGAGAUUACAAGAAUUCUCAAUGCGUGCUGAAAAAAUCUACAAACGGCACAUUACUGAGAAAGUAAAAAUAUAUUUAACUUAAAACUUUUAUGUAAAAUAUUUUAAAAUUUCUCGAGAGUAGUUUAUUUUAAUAAAAUGUAAAGUGUUCAUGAUAACAAGCAAAAGAGCUUUGAUCAAAAGUGGCCAUAUCAUUUGUAUGCAUAUUUAUUAAAAUUAUUUUUUCCAAUAAAUAUCGUCAAGUCAUCGGAAAAGGGACCAAACUCCGCAUUUUCCAGACAGGAUAUAUUCACACAUUUGUAUAUGUACGGUGGUGAGAAAAGUAAUAUAUAUUUUGUUGUAUGUACAUGCAUAAUGUUAUAAUUUUCAUACAUAUCCAAUGUAUUGUAAGUACAGAUGUUAGAUCGUUAUAACAUUUCAUCAUUGUUGUACUCGAUAAAAAUAUCGCGAAUAUCAGGCAAAAAACAUUCCGAUAAAAUUGUGCCAAGAGAAGGCGCUGUCUUAAAAUACGUCCAAGUUGAUAAUAAUAUUCUUAAAACAAUGGUGUAAGAAUAUGUAAUACAAAAUUGAUAUUGAUCGGUAUAAAUAAUUGUUGGCAGGCGGAAAAGAUAGUUGGCAAUAUUACACGAUCAAAUUUGGAUUAAAUGUACAUUAAAUAAUUAAGUUUGCAGAAUUUGAAAUACGUCUACAAAUUUUAUUUCCUGUUGUU
This is a messenger RNA of Linepithema humile (Argentine ant), 4632 nucleotides long. Lineage: Eukaryota; Metazoa; Arthropoda; Insecta; Hymenoptera; Formicidae. The record is from RefSeq and is a predicted model, not a curated record.